This is a messenger RNA of Acanthoscelides obtectus, 1164 nucleotides long. The record is from the annotation of a GenBank genome assembly. Lineage: Eukaryota; Metazoa; Arthropoda; Insecta; Coleoptera; Chrysomelidae.
CCGCAAUCAGCGAAUAAAAUAAAUACAAAGUAAAAUAUCUGUAAAUAGUACAAAAAUUUUCCGACAUACACAUCUGAAGUGUACACAGUGCAAGUGUUAUAUAAGAUAGUAGCUACACUAUCGAAGGUGAAAUAUCUAACACAGACGGAGAUUACUGCAGCGGUAACGAGAUGUCGAGAGAAGCAGAGUACGUGACGCAUCGGGGAGUUACCCUCAUGAAGCAAUUCGUUAAGUAUCAGGACAAAAUGGACAACAUGCCCGUCAGAGAUGAAGAUGUAUGGGUCACUGGGAUCCCCAAGUCAGGAACAAGGUGGGCUUCUGAGCUGGUGUGGAUGAUAGUGCAUGAUCUGGACUUCGAGGGAGCCAAAGAGGACCUAACCAUCAGGGUACCCUUCACAGAGUUGUUCCGACUAUUAGAUAAUCCAAACCAUGAGGAUCUACGAUUCAGAGACACCAUUCAGUAUGUUGUACAAAAAUACGAUAAAGGACCAGCAACUGUGAAAUGUCACAUGCCGUGGGUCCUGCUGCCCAAGCAAAUGAGGGACUUUGAAAAGAGGCCAAAGAUCAUUUAUGUGAUAAGAAACCCUAAAGGAGUGAUCACGUCAUCGUAUCAUUUCGAAAAACUGCUGCAUGGAUACGAUUUUUCGCUAGAAGAAUAUGCAAACAUUUUCAUGGACGGAAAAGAAAACUACCAUCCCUACUGGCAACACGUCCUCCAAUUCUGGGAAAAACGGCAAGAACCUAACGUGUUCAUCCUGAGGUACGAAGAAAUGCUGAAAGACCCACCAGGCAUGAUCAGAAGAAUAGUAAAUUUCUUGGGCAAGAAGUUCACAGACCAACAGAUAACCCAGCUGGUAGAUCACGUUAGUUUUGAGAACAUGAAGAAAAACAAAGCUGUUAAUCACGAGGAUGGUAUUAGAGAGCUAAGACAGCGAAAAGGGCUGCCUGAGGCUCAGCACAACCACAUGAGGUCGGGCAAGGCGGACGGUUUCAAGGCAGAGAUGUCGCCAGAGUUGAUCAAGAAGGUCGAUAAAUGGAUUGAAGAGAAUACGAAAAAUACUGAUUUUAAAGUGAUGGAGCCUUGAAGUGUAAUACGGAAUACUGAUCGAGCUCUAAGUGUGUAAUUACUUUUAAGUCCAGAAAAUAAAGACUGAUCUCUUAUUA